AUGAACAAUAUCAUCAAGUACGGAUCAAUAGGAGCGAUACCGCUGUACGAUUGCAGGUGAGAAUGCAAAAAGAAAAGCGCUUUGUGAGUCGUUUUCCAGCGCUCAUACCCCCGAAGAAUGGUCCGCAAAGGAUGGAGUUCGUCGUCCGAUCGCCGGAUCCAUUGACAUGGCGUACGGAAUUAUUAUGAAUGUAAGCUAUUCAAAGACUCGUUGAAAAACGUUCUAAUCAUAUCCAGACCAUGUACCUUCCAAUAUUGGCGGUGAUGUUUGAGAAGGAGAACUUCAAAAUGUCCUGCUUCAAAAUCAUGAUAUUCCUCGGAAUCGUGGACAUGCUCGCACUCGGGGUCAACUCCAUCAUCACUGGCUGGUUGGCCUAUCAAGGCGCCGUCUUCUGCUCGUAUCCCUACUUUAUCUACAUCGUCGGAAUGGCCGGAUUGGGUCUUUGGUGCUGCUCGUGCAUCAUCGCAAUGAGUCUGGUCAUCAACCGACUUCUUGAUCUGUCCAGAGAAUCCUUAUGCAAGUUCUUAUUCGAAGGAAACAGAACCUAUCUCGUACUCACUCUCCCCAUCGUUUACGGCUCUUACUUUGUGUUCUUCACCACUCCAAUCGCGUUUUCUUCAAAGUACCUCACUUGGUUUUUCGAUCCACUCAUCUUUGAAAACAAAACCCAUGAGGUUAGUCUUACUGUGCUUUUCUUCUGAACACGCUCUUGUCUUCCAGUACACCAACCUCCCACACGGCUUCAACAACCUCCUGGUCGUGGCUGUCACUUGCCUCCUCUACGCAUCACUUUGCUGUGUUCUUGGAGAAAAGUUCCGAGAAAUGGAGGGACCGACUAAGUCCCAGACCUUGGUAGGAUCGUCGAUGUCCUUCACAAACAGCACAGUUCCUCUCAGAGUACUCAAAUUUUCUUCCAAUCCGCGCUCAUUUGUGCAGUCAACCAGAUCGCUUCUGUCAUCUACGUCAUCAUGAAUUUCAUCGAAGUGCCCCUCUGGCUCAUAAUGCUUGGCCACAUUCUCUGGCAGUGCGGACACGGCGCCCCUGUCUUCAUUUAUCUGUGCCUGAACCGCACAAUCAGAAAUGGAGUGUUACGUAGGCUCGGAUUCAAGGUAGUAGACAGAGAUAAUUCGGUCGCUCCGUGUGAGUAACAUGCUUUUGACACGAACGGAAAUAACAUGCUCGUCGACUAUAGUAAUAUAUUUUAUGUGAUUUUCUAUCAAUAACCAGUUAUCAAAGCAAAAAGAAAGGUGUAUGUACUUCCCAAAAACUCGAGUGAAACGAACGUGUUUGCAGAAGCUGAGAGUGGUCAACUUGAAGCGAGAGCUCGGAAUCGAACGACGCACAGUCAGUCAUACGACUCAUUAA
Messenger RNA from Caenorhabditis sp. 36 PRJEB53466, 1365 nucleotides. The record is from the annotation of a GenBank genome assembly. Lineage: Eukaryota; Metazoa; Nematoda; Chromadorea; Rhabditida; Rhabditidae.